Messenger RNA from Fomitiporia mediterranea MF3/22, 3017 nucleotides. RefSeq lists its product as uncharacterized. The record is from RefSeq and is a predicted model, not a curated record. The transcript has a single exon. Bases 12 to 2924 code for a protein of 970 amino acids. Lineage: Eukaryota; Fungi; Basidiomycota; Agaricomycetes; Hymenochaetales; Hymenochaetaceae.
AUGCCGGACACAUGCAAUGCAUUCGGACAUCGACGACGAAUGUCCUCCAUAGACAACUAUGGCACGCAAGUCCAGUAGCAGCUAACUUUGUGCAGUCAAACCUGCACAGAAACUUCUCGUGGUCUCGCAUUAUAGGAACUCAGGUCACGAAACGAAAGGUCUUAUCUGCGGCGGAUGCAUUAAUGUCAACGGCAUUGAGAGGCACCUCGACGCCUCCCUCUUCCUUCCAAAUUACUACCGCUGGUAAAGGCCAGGACGCUAAUGAACAUAAAGACGAACAAAAUGGCACGUACACAGCAGCGCAAUUGUCCCGAAUUGCUGCUCAGUCUGUCCGUCUUGCAUGCCAUGGAGAAAGCUCGAAAGAUGCAUUCCUCAUUGUCAAAUCGCUUGAGGCGUCCAUGAAGCAUUACUCCAAUCCAUUGAACCACGGAAGACCUAUGCCGCAGAGAGUGGCUAUUGACUUUGGGAUGGCGGUUUCUCCGCGGCUCGCAAUGCACAGUUUGCUGCAUGGUUUAGUGCGACGAGGUAUGACGAAGAAAGCAGGGGACAUCGCCUACCAGAUUGCCGGGUUUAAUCCUCGGAUCCAGUUGCGAGAUCGCACGUUGCACGUCAUCACGUCUGCUCUCUGCCAGACGGAUACACAUGCAUUGCAAGACGAAAAUUUCCGUGCAAAGGCUCAACAAGAGAAAGCAGAAUAUGCGAUUCCAGAGCAACCUCUAGUCGCGCAUGCAAAAAGUGGAAAGAAGGUGCAACUCCCUUGUACACGCACGGCCUUACAUUUAUUUUUCGCGGCAAAGCAAUAUCGCAAAGAACGUGCAAGCCAGACCUUCCAGCAGCUUAUCGACGCGUGCCUCCUGCAAGGUGAAAUCCUUGUCGUGAGCUUUUUAUUGGCGUUGUUAGCAAAGAAAUUGGAAGCUUGGUUCGCUAGAAACAGCGCCCGGGCCGAAGCUGAAGCAUCAUCGUCGACAUGUGGAGAUACAGCGAAUCCAAUGUCUCCGGUGCUUCUCCCUAGUGAGGCAUUGUUGUCCCAGACGAUUGCGAUAAUCGAUUCGGUUCUAUACAACAAAACACCUCCUGACCCUCAGGCCAUCCGGCCGUCCCAUGAAGAGGCCGUGCAGACAUUGGCUAUCCUUGCGGGAAUGCUCGAUGAUGGCGUGCUACCUCCCAGUAAGAGUUCUGCGAUUAUCACCGUUCUCGUUUCGUUCCCAUUAUCGGCUUCCACGGUGGUAUGGAUACUCCGUAAAGGCAAGAAGGAGAAAUGGGAGCGAAGAGAUGCAUAUGCAUAUUUCAAUGAGGUGCUAGGUCAUCUCGUGGCCAAGGUCAUACAUGAGGACUACGAGGUAUCGAGCAACGGGAAGCAUCUAGCUGAUAUCAUGGCGUUCAAUAGCUUAUUACAAUACGCCCUGCAGAGGAAGAAGUCUGUCGCACUUGCAGACCGGAUACUGAAACGUAUGGAACUGUUAGGUGGCAAGGUGGUCCCAGAUAUAACUACCUUUAAUAUUGUGUUAAGAGCAGGCACGCUCUUGAGACGACGCGACUUGAGCGAGGCAGUUCUGGAGAUGCUACGCAACGACGCAGUAAACAAAGACAACGUCAUCCAAAUUACACCCCCCAAAACACACGGCCAGGAAACCCGAGGAUUUUACUCAGCCUCUGUGACUCAUGAUCAGAGCAUGGGUUCCCAGCUCCCCGAGAGGGGCCAAAGCCCAGUGGUUCCUAGGGUAUCCAGAGAGAGUGAUGCAGCGUUGACAGCUCAGUUUUACCAAGAAUACAUUGUCCCACAGCUGCCUUUGCGGUUUCAACAUAUUUUCAACGAGGAUUUUGAUGCUAGUCAUCUCUCGUCCUCAGAGUGCGUUCACGUCGACAGGAAUACUCUUGUGGCUUAUAUUAAUUUCUUGACGGCUACUGAUCGACCUGGAUGGGCGGUCAACAUACUGCGAGCUCUAAUACCAGAACUCGUCCCUCUUGGAUAUCCACUCAGUAGUAAGGAGUUCCAUAGCCUCGGUCACCAGAGGCUCCAAUCACUUCGGAAUGCCGCAUUACUACGAGCUAUCCACCUUGGACCACAGUUUUUCACUGCUAUUUUGAACGCGCUUGUGAAAGACGGAAGGACUGGUCUUGCUCAACGCAUCUGGCGGCUCGCGAAGGCUGCUGAGAGACGCAGCUGGGAUCCGAAGUUCGAAACAGCGCCUUGGAUCUUACCUUGUGCCGCAUACACUGUGAUGAUGCAGUGUUAUGCUGCGGAGGCCCGCUUGAGAAAGCAUCGACGUCUCCCUCCUCCGCCUGGAGCUAUUCGAAGGGCAAAACGCCUUCGGCAGUUGGUACGUGGGGAAUACUCGCCAGCCACGCGGCAUCUAGCUUCGAAUUUGAGUGUCGACCCUUACAAUACUUUCUACGAUAUGGGUAUGCUCCUGCUACGCUCAAUGCAAACCAGCGAGAGGUAUUUCCGCGCUAAGGUCGGAAGUCGUCUUGAACAAGGCGGCACUGUCCUGGACCCGAAAACAAUCGAGCUACCUGUUCCCGAUGAAAGAUUCUUCAAUGCCACUCUCUACCUGUUCGGGCGCCUUGCGACAUAUGCUCCAAGGAAAAAGGAGGCGAGUCCGAAACAUUGGAGACGCUUGUACCGUCGACAACUCCAGCUGUAUAUCGAAACGAGCCGUGUCGGAUUUCCUCGGGAUGAUCGAUUGAUGACUAUUCUAAUUGCAAUACGAGAAGCUGGCUUCGAGGUUCCGAUUGCGUAUAAACACAUGCUUGUUGACAUUCCCGCUCCUCUACCGUCCGUGGACGAUUGUCAGGUUGAACAAGGUGCCUACGCAAGACGUUGGCGUAUAUUUGCUUCAACACCCUUUAGUCUGCCAACCUAUAAAGGUCGUGGCCUCCCUAUUUCAAAGAACUGGAAAAGAGGAAGGCAUCGGGCUCCUUAACCGAUUUAUCACUGAAUAGCAUCUCUAUAGCUAAUUAUUUACAAUGUAUAUUAAUGACAUGCAUCCGCUCCGCAAUACAUCACUUUUCGUCCG